AUGGCCUCUACAGAAACACUUGGAGAAAUCAUACAAAAAACUGAAGUAGAUCCCCAAACUCAAAUUGCAUCAGCACUUGUUACUAAAGAGGAAAAAGACGCAAAUGUAACAAAUAAUGUAGGAGAAGGAGAAGAAGAAGGAUCAAGAAAAAGACAUAGAUCUUCUGUUUGGGAGCAUUUUGAAAGGCCUUCUUUAGACUCAAAAGGGGAACUCCGAGCAAAGUGUGAGGGUUUUAAAGGGCUAUUGAGUGAAUUAGAACCUCGCUUUCAUAUUCCCUCACAAGCAACAAUUACUAGGGAUUGCUUGAAGUUGUACCUUCAAGAAGCAACAAAUUUGAGAAGGUGUAUUGAAAGCAUUCGAAAUGCCGUUAAGUAUGUACGAAGUUCUCCAGCAAGGUUUCAUAAAUUCAAACAGCUUGUGGAGAAAAUGAAAAUUGAUUCAAAGAGUUUACUUAUCAUGGAUUGUCCAACUAGGUGGAAUUCAACUUACAUAAUGUUGGAGCGUGCCAUUAAAUUCAACAAUGUUUUUGAAAGGAUGGAGAAAGAAGAUAUAGAUAACACAACCAAUUUCUUAAAAAAAAAAUUAGUUGGUCCUCCUGAUGCUUUGGAUUGGAAAGAUGCAAAAGAUUUUGUUUUGUUCUUGCAAGAAUUCUAUGACAUCACUUUACAAUUUUCAGGAUCACUUUAUGUUACCUCAAAUUUAUGCUUCCAACAAAUAGUUGAUGUGUUUAUUAUGCUAAAUAAAAGUGCAAAUGAUCCUAGUUCUUUGGUGGUUGACAUGGCUAAGAGUAUGCAAAGCAAGUAUAAUAAGUAUUGGGGAAGGUUAGAAAAUCUUAAUCAUCUACUAGUGAUAGCAGUUGUACUUGACCCUAGGUAUAAAAUGAAAUAUUUGAAAUAUGCUUUUGGGGAUAUAUUUUGUGAUGUUGCACAACAAGAAGCCAUGGCAAAAGAAGUCUCAAAAGUCUUGUAUUGUUUGUAUGAUCAUUAUUCAAAUAGGCUUGGCACAUCAACUAGUCAAACUCAGAGUCAAGCACAAACAAGUGAUAAAUAUGCAGAGGUAGACAAGUAUCUUCAAGCUAAGCUAGCUGAAGCACGUGAUCCUGACUUUGAUAUUUUGGGAUGGUGGAAAGUGAAUAGCUUUAAGUACAAGAUUCUUUCAUUAAUUGCACGUGAUGUGUUAGCCAUGCGUGUCUCUACUGUUUCUUCAAAAUCUGCAUUUAGUACAGGUGGCCAUAUCAUUGAUGAAUUUAGAAGUUCGCUGUCAUCAAAGAUGGCUGAGGCACUAAUUUGCACACAAAAUUGGCUAUCUCCAUCAAUAGUAAAACUAAAAGGACUUGAUACUGAUAACUUCAACGACACUAAUGUCAUAGUACAAGAAGAAUUAGUAGCUUUAAAUAUUUUAGACAAAGAGGAAGGAUCGAAGAACUAG
This is a messenger RNA of Neltuma alba, 1428 nucleotides long. RefSeq names its product zinc finger BED domain-containing protein RICESLEEPER 2-like. Gene Ontology annotation, molecular function: protein dimerization activity; DNA binding. The transcript is spliced from 5 exons. NCBI's taxonomy places the organism in Eukaryota, Viridiplantae, Streptophyta, Magnoliopsida, Fabales, Fabaceae. The coding region runs from base 1 to 1428 and encodes 475 amino acids. The record is from RefSeq and is a predicted model, not a curated record.